Messenger RNA from Suillus discolor, 1229 nucleotides. RefSeq lists its product as uncharacterized. Lineage: Eukaryota; Fungi; Basidiomycota; Agaricomycetes; Boletales; Suillaceae. Gene Ontology annotation, molecular function: oxidoreductase activity, acting on the CH-OH group of donors, NAD or NADP as acceptor. The transcript is spliced from 5 exons. The coding region runs from base 78 to 881 and encodes 267 amino acids. The record is from RefSeq and is a predicted model, not a curated record.
AAAAUGUUAUACUUACUGCCCGCGACAAUAUAAAAUCCCCUGAAGCGAGUCUCCAAUCUAUGUGAAUCUGUCUCAAAAUGGAUCCAACCCCUUCCGAUGUACCAUCUCUACAACUUUUUGCUCUGGCAGGCCAAAAUGUCCUCAUCACUGGAGCUACCAGAGGCAUAGGUGCUGCGUGUGCUUUGGCUUUAGCUCAAGCGGGUGCCUCAAUAUGUGUUGUUCAGCGCCCUCCCUCUCCGGGUGUGGAGCCGAAUAUGGACACAGUGAACUCCAUUCGAGCGCUAGGUGUGAACACCCAAGUCGUCUAUUGCGACUUGAGCAACUUGGAUUCUGUCAGGGAACUUUUCCCCAAGGCACUGGAGCUCAUGGGCGGUAGUAUUCAUGUUCUGGUCAACUGUGCUGGAAUACAGCGGAGAUCGCCGAGUGUCGAUUUCCCGGAGAAGGACUGGGAUGAUGUUCUCGACGUGAACCUCAAAUCCGUGUGGCUUUUAUCACAAGCGGCGGGCCAGCACAUGGUUCCGCUUAGGAGGGGGAAAAUCAUUAAUUUCUGUUCCUUGUUGACAUUCCAAGGCGGCCUUACCGUCCCGGCUUAUGCCGCCGCUAAGGGUGCACUCGGCCAACUCACAAAAGCUCUCAGUAACGAAUGGAGCCAGCAUAACGUUCAAGUGAACGGCAUCUGCCCGGGGUAUAUUGCCACAGACAUGAACGAAAGGCUGCUAGCGGACCCCAUACGCCUCAGACAGAUAUCCGAGCGGAUACCAGCAGGGAGGUGGGGUAACCCCGGGGACUUUGCUGGUCCAGUAGUGUUCCUUGCCAGCGGCGCAAGUCAAUAUGUCUGUGGCGAAUUGUUGGUUGUUGAUGGUGGCUGGAUGGGGCGUUAAACCUGAGACCGCCACUGUUCUCACGACAACGUGGAGAAGUCAAGAGGUUGUAAAUCUAUGUACAUAUCUAGGAAGCACUUGCAGAUGAAUUCCGUUUGGCAGUUUGCGUCUCCAUGUGAGGAAAAUACUAAAUUACCUUUCAGAGUCCAUCGUGGAAUAGCAUAUUCCAUGGUAGAUACUUAUCAGGUUAUGGAUCACAUACCAUUUCCCAAUGCUCUGGGCCGGGUUAGUGUAGUGAGCGAUGACCAGCCCCAAAGAUAGCCUAUCUUGCCUCAGGCCCGACCGCCGAUCAUAUUUUACUCGGAGACAAGGACUAGACAAAAAAUAGGCAAGCGUGAUAGAAAGACA